Messenger RNA from Coprinopsis cinerea okayama7#130, 522 nucleotides. RefSeq lists its product as hypothetical. Bases 1 to 522 code for a protein of 173 amino acids. The transcript has 5 exons. The record is from RefSeq and is a predicted model, not a curated record. Lineage: Eukaryota; Fungi; Basidiomycota; Agaricomycetes; Agaricales; Psathyrellaceae.
AUGGCUCGACCCAGAAAAUACCAUACCAAGGCGGAGAGAAAAGAGGCAAACCGCAGAAAGAAUCGCGACUAUUAUUCGAGGAAGAAGACCGAAAUCAAUAAGCGCCGACGAGACAAGCACGCAUUAGUAGCUGCUCGGAAGGAACUCAAGCCCUGGCUAGCACUUGGUGCCCGGAAAUCUAGGGCAGUUGUCGCAGAGAAUACGACGGAUGAUGCGACAAAGAGAGCAGUGGAGGCUGCAAAACUAUUCAAGGACUUUGAGAACGAUGUCUCGCUAGCUGAAUUGAAGAACACUGCGAAUUAUCACAGUGUUCGGCUGGCUAGAUUCCGGGACCAGGUUGAUGUCCACUACGACAAAAUUCUCAACAGUGCAGGCAUUGGUCCCGAAUUCAAGGUGGUCGAAGGCAUGAAAAAUGAGAUUGACGCAGCUGUAAAGCUCGUGGAGGAUAUCGAGGGUUACUUGCUAGACGGAAUGGAGGCGCUCGUGAACGCCUUCAAGAACAAAGAAUUGGCGUUUCAGUAG